Carassius carassius (crucian carp) is the source of this 2436-nucleotide messenger RNA. RefSeq lists its product as uncharacterized. The transcript has 5 exons. The coding region runs from base 481 to 2397 and encodes 638 amino acids. Lineage: Eukaryota; Metazoa; Chordata; Actinopteri; Cypriniformes; Cyprinidae. The record is from RefSeq and is a predicted model, not a curated record. Gene Ontology annotation, molecular function: protein tyrosine/serine/threonine phosphatase activity; MAP kinase phosphatase activity. Gene Ontology annotation, biological process: negative regulation of MAPK cascade; protein dephosphorylation. Gene Ontology annotation, cellular component: cytoplasm.
CUUACAAAAGACCUUUUUUGAUGGUAAAACUGCAUUCAAGCAAAGUAACGUUAAAUGAGAUUUUUUUUCAUGCUGUGUUGCUGGAGAUGGAUCGCAGCAAACGCGGACAUAAACGCGAUAUUAAAUAUAGUUGAAAACCGCUAUUAAAAAUAAUUAUUUAUUUUCCGAGCUAAUAAAGAGAAAAUGCUGCUGUUGGUAAACAAUCCGUUUCCAUGGCAAUUGGAACAAGACGCGUCACUGUUUCAUGACGUCACAGACCCAGUCAGUAUAAAAGGUCUCGCCCUGGCAGAAUCUUUUUAGUUGAGUGAUGUUCGCAACAGAGACGUUCGUUUGAGUGAAGUCUGCGAAAACAAACCUAGCAACACUUGUACAAACGCCAGUCCGUAUAGAUCGAGAUAUAUUUAAUCUGUACAGACCGUGUAUCAGAUAACAUUACAGUUCAAACUGACAUUACCAGAUACAGAUUACUUAUCUGUCAGUAUGAGAACCACAGACACAAUAUCCACAGACGUGAGAGAGGUGCUUCUGGAGGUUUACGUCAAUGACGCCUUCUACUUCGGUGACAACUACUGGGCAUCAGAUGAUAAAGAUGUGCAGCUGGAGUUUGAGAUCACCGAUGACAUCUACGACCUUAUCAGCGGCAGUGCAUCUCGAGAGUUAGAUGUGCAGCUGGAGGUUGUGACAGUGGAUCAUGUCUCAGGCAGAUACUCUUGUCCAGGAGAGAUGCGUGUGCAGUUGGAGGUUAAUGCUAGUGACAACAUCUCAGUCUGUGAAGUGAAAGAUUUGCAGCUGGAGAUGAACCGGAAUGACAGCAUCUCGGAGCUGAAGAGUCCUACACUGGUCUCUGAAGAUCUGAGCGACCCAGCAGGACCUUCAGUGGAAGAGGCCAAUGAUCAGGGUGGCCUGGAUGCUGAGAACAGUCCAACAGGACUCACUGUUGGGGAGAUAACCAGGAAAAUGGGGGCAAUCUUCCAGCAAAUUUGUGCAGUUUUCCAGACAAAAAUGCCAGAAACUGUUGGGCAACCUGAAGUGGAUCUUCCCGAUCCAAAGGAAUCGUUUGUUCCAGAUCCAAGUGCUCUCAAGCCAGAACCUGAAAUGGAUCUGUUAGAUACCGAGCAAUCGUAUAUCCCUGAACCUGAAGUGGAUCUUGUUGUUCCUUCUGAACCUAAACUGGAUCUGGUUGAUCCAGAGGAAUCAUGUGCCAGCCCAAAAGAAACUACCAAAGCCAUGAAGAAUAAGAAAUUUCUUGGCUUCGUUGUAACUAAGAGAGUAGAAUAUGCUACAGUGAGGAAUACGAAAAAAACCUUCCUCCAGAACGACAGAUCGAACUCCGCAUGGCCUGAGAUGGAUCUGAAUGUUCGUGAACCAAAACCUAUUGAGGAUUUGGUUGCUCCUCCUAAAUGGGAUCUGGUUGAUGCAGUGGAACUGUACACCCGGAGUCCUAGCGUUCCUGAGCCGGAAUCUGAGGAGGAUCUGGAUGAUCCUCUUGAACGUGAAUGGGAUAAAGACUCGAUGGAAUUAUAUGCCCCGGGUUCAAGUGUCCCUGAGCCAGACCCUGAAGAGGAUCUGGUUGAUUUAGUGAAAUUAUACCUCCCGGGUCCAAGCGUUCUCAAGCCACGACCUGAAUGGGAUCUGGCUACUCCAGUGGAUUUGGGUGCACUGAGUCCAAGCGUUCUUGAGCCAGAGUCUACAGUGUUAUCUGAACUUGCAAAUUUGGAAAACUACGUCCCUUUAACCAUGCUCCAACUAGAGGAUCGUUUGAAGCAGUGUACACUGCUCAAACAAAGACAUGUCACCAAUGUCUGGCCCAGGGUCUUCAUCGGAGACGAAGAGGCUGCAACAGACCGAGAUAUGCUGCAGGAGAUGUGCAUCACUCACAUUCUGAACGCUGCAGCGCCCAAAAAGGACUUGAACUACUUCUUGGGAACAUCUUAUGUUGAAGAUCUAGAAGGAACAGUCAAUACAGGGUCCAGAUAUUACAGAGGCUUGCACAUCAAUUAUUACAGCUUGCCUACAACGGACAGACACUGCUCUGACAUCAGCAAGUGCUUCAUGCCAGCUGCAAAAUUCAUUGACAAGGCCGUGAAUAAGCCAGGGAGUAAGGUGUUGAUUUGCUGCAAGCAGGGUGUCGACCACUCUGCCACUCUGUUUCUGGCAUAUCUGAUGAUCUGCCAUGACAUGAUGGUGGAGGAUGCCAUUGAUGACGUCAUAAAGUCGAGACGCAUCCAGCCCUCCAGAGACUUCCUGAAGGAUCUGAUGCUCCUCAAUGCUGACCUUGUGAACAAGCGAAAACUAAAGCUAGAGGACAUAAAAAAAGGCAAAAAGGGGAGAAAAUGGCAGCUAAAAAAAAAGUGUAGAAAUAUACUAAAAGAUAUAAAAGAAAAUGUGCACAUAUAGAAAUGUCAAUAAAAUGAAUGGAUAAUGUCCUGAUAACGA